Messenger RNA from Brugia pahangi, 837 nucleotides. Lineage: Eukaryota; Metazoa; Nematoda; Chromadorea; Rhabditida; Onchocercidae. The record is from the annotation of a GenBank genome assembly.
AUGACAAGUAAUGCUGACUUGUCAACAAUAGAUAAGAUGGCCCAAGAUGCUUACAAUUUGAGCGAAGCGUACCGUUUCAAGGAGCAAGCGAAUGUUCGAUAUAGCGAGAAAGAUUAUGCUGCAGCGAUCUAUUUAUACCAUCAGUGCUUACUUCGUGCUCGAGCGAUCCAGCAACUUUCACAGUUUGGAUUGCAGAGCUUGGCUCGCAUGGAGCGAAGUGUAGAUGAGUCGGUAACCGAUCAGGAAGAAAGUGCAAGCGCGGAAGGAAGCAGUAAAGUUGUUGAUAUGAAGCAUAUUGCUGGUGAAUCGGUAGUGAAGGAUGUCGAAAAAUUUGGCGAAAGGCGCAAAAGAAUCAGUUCAACAAGUCGCGGUGAAGAAAUGAAAACAGAAGCAACUGUUAUCGCAUUGAAGUGUUACGCUAAUUUAGCAGCAUGCAUUUUGAAGGGACAGAAUCGUACUGAAUCCGAUUUUCUUCGUGCUGUAGAAUAUUGCGAUAAGGUCUUAUCAGUGCAGCCUUCGAAUGAAAAAGCCUUAUACCGUAAGGGAUUGGCGCUUUCAAAAGUAAACAUGUACGAAAAAGCAAUCGCAGUACUUCAAAAAUGCAGUUGCAGUAAUCGUGAAGCACAAAUAAUAAUUGAUGAAUGUCAACAAUUAUUAGAAGAGGAACGACAACGGCGAGAUGAUCAAAUUCGACGUAAUUUCUCACGUGCAUUUGGAGCUAGAGUAAAUGGACAUUAUUUGUUACAGGAAUAUAAUGAUGGCGUUGUGAAUCAGAUAAUAAUGAAUGGAAAUGCCAAUACAAAUUCAGGUGGUGAGCAUCGCUUGAAUCUUCAGUAG